Messenger RNA from Macrosteles quadrilineatus (aster leafhopper), 1842 nucleotides. RefSeq lists its product as uncharacterized. The coding region runs from base 1 to 1842 and encodes 613 amino acids. Gene Ontology annotation, molecular function: nucleic acid binding; zinc ion binding. The transcript has a single exon. NCBI's taxonomy places the organism in Eukaryota, Metazoa, Arthropoda, Insecta, Hemiptera, Cicadellidae. The record is from RefSeq and is a predicted model, not a curated record.
AUGGAUAAAUUACUAGCAGAGGAUAUUAAAGAUGAAACAGCAAUUAAAAGUCAUCUAAACAAGUUGCAAGAUAAAGCUGAUAGGCUUUUUAAGCUAGAUGAAGACAUCGAGGAAGCCUUGUUUGAAGAUCCUGCAACAACGGAAGAGGACUUAGAAGCUGAGUUUGAUACUACAGAAUCUUACAGAGACAUGUUAUCUUCAAUGAGAGCUAAGUAUGACCAUUUCAUUAUUCAGGUUGGCCUAAGCCAACAGUCAAGAAGUGAAGUCGGGGAUACCGUUCACAGUCUUAAAUUAGUAUCUAAGAAGGGGUUAAGUCUACCUAAAUUACAAUUAAACCAGUUUGAUGGAGAUGUAAAAAAUUGGAUAGGGUUUUGGGGGCAGUUUAAGAAGGUCCAUGAGGAUCCUGAUCUAGAACCUGAGGAUAAGUUCCAAUACCUCAUCCAAUCUUUAAAACCAGGAUCAUCCCCUAGGGAAUUAGUAGAAAGUUUUCCCCCAUCUGGAACUAAUUAUGUAAAGGCCCUAGAACAAUUAAAAGCAAGAUUUGGUAGGGAUGACUUUUUAAUAGAAGUAUAUGUGAGGGAACUGCUCAGUUUAGUGCUCCAACAAGUAACGCUAGGUCCUAAUACUAAACUAUGCCGACUGUAUGACAAACUAGAAACACAGUUAAGGGCACUUGAAACUUUAGGAGUCACUUCAGACAAGUAUGCUUCAAUGCUGUAUCCUCUUGUAGAAUCUGCUUUGCCCGAAGAAAUAUUACGAGCCUGGGAGCGGCAUCGUUCAAGUAGGUUACUACACACACCCUCAACUUCUACAUCGUCAGAUCUAGUAAUUUCUAGUAAUUUUCUAGAAGAACUUCUUGAUUUUCUAAAGGCUGAGGUGGAGAGUGAAGAGAGGCUGGCGCUUGCUCGUUCUAGUUUUAAAUCUGCCACUCCAGGAGACAACAACAGCAAAUGCAGCAGCCCCAGGAAAAUGUCAACGGUUCACGAACCUCGUCAGAGUGAACCUACGGUAGCAGCUCUAUUGACAACUGGUACAGAGGGUCCUAGAAGGUUGGUGAGUAACUGCACUUAUUGUUCUAAAGGAGGGCACAAUGCUCAAGAUUGUUCCUAUUUUCAACAAUUGACUUUAGAUGGAAGAAAGGAGCAUCUGAAAAAGAAAAAUUGCUGCUUUGUGUGCUUGAAGCAAGGUCACUCAGCAAAAAAGUGCAAGGGAUUUGUCAAAUGUCUCUUCUGUUGUAAAAGACAUUAUGGAAUCAUGUGUAGGGACUUAUAUGAAAGUAGGCCUCGAUCUAAAAUUGAUGUUGACAAGCCAGACUUACUGCAGCAAAGUAUAACUAAGCCUAAGUCAGAGGUUCUCAGUAAUUUUGGAAACGGUACAGGAGAAACUUUAUUACAGACUCUUUUAGUUAAGGUUGUGGAUGAUAAAGGUAAAGAAUAUUUGGGAAGAGCACUUUUGGAUCCAGGUUCCCAGAGAUCCUACAUUACGAAGGACUGUGUCACUAAAUUAGGUCUACAAGAAACAGGUAGUGAAGUCAUAAAUCAUAGCUUGUUUGGUGGUGUAAAUGUAAAACAAAAAUCUCAUAAAAACUACCUAGUGACUCUUCAGAAUGUAAAUAACUCUUUCAAGAUCUCUAUUCCUGUGACAGAUCAAGAAACAAUUUGCAACCAUGUUCCUAGGCUUAAGAGUGAAGAGUACUUUGACAUCUUGAAAGAAAAGAACAUUAUUUUAACUGAUGUAGGUGAAAAUGUACCAGAUGUAAAAAUGUUACUUGGUGCAGAUGUAUUAGUGGAUUUGUAUACAGGAACUAUCCAGAGGAUUGACGACAAAUUAGUUGCUAUUUAA